UUUUUUUUUUGCAAACUCUCCUCUCUCGUUCUCUCGUUCUCUCGUUCUCUCGUUCUCUCUUCUCUCUUCUCUCUUUAUAAAUCCUAGAAAUAUUUGUUGAUGUGUAAUCGAGUGAAUCAAUCCUAAAUCCCAUUAUUAGUUACCGAUUCACUAUGAAAAACAACUCCAUAUUCUCAAUUUCACUCAAUUUCAAGUCAGAUUCGUGAUGGAGAAAGAAGAUAGAUUAGGGGGAGUUGUAGAACAGAAUAAAAAAAAGAUGAGUUUCAGGGAUAAUGGGUUCUUCUUCGGCUUCAAAUUCGAUGCCACCAAUUAUUGAACCAAUCGAAUUCUGAUAAUCUUGUUCUUGGUCGAACCCAUCCAUGGCAAUCCUCGGGGAAACUGAAAGAGAGAUAGAGAGACGAAGGAGAAAGCGGGAAAGAAUUGGCUCCAUCUCUGUUCUUGCUUGUGUCUUGCCCAUCCAUGGCAAUCCUUGGAACGCAAACUCCCUCCUCUGCUUCCACUGUCUUGCUGUGUCCUCCUAUCAGGAGAGCGACGCGUUUUGGCACUCCUUGUACUACAUCCAUCAUCAUCACGAGAAGUGCGGAUACUUCCUUUCUUUACAUGGGGAGACUUUUAGAAGGCUUUGGCGUUGGAAUCAUCUCUUACACUGUAAUUCUGAACUCGUCUGGUCACCAUCAUCUAACAUCGACUUUAUCCAAUCCUCUCUACACAGGCAAACAAACCACACCGAUUCAACCUCACGUGAAGAUCACACUUUCAUUGUAAUAACAAGAUACACAUUGUAAUUUAUUUUAUGUUAACCAAAGUGUGAUCGAGUGAAGAUCACGUGAGGUUGAAUCAAGCUGUUUUUUUAUUCUUCCCUUUCUAUAUUCUAAAAUCAUCUAAAAUUUAUAAUCAAAUCUCA
This is a messenger RNA of Camelina sativa (false flax), 904 nucleotides long. Lineage: Eukaryota; Viridiplantae; Streptophyta; Magnoliopsida; Brassicales; Brassicaceae. The record is from RefSeq and is a predicted model, not a curated record.